AUGGAUGAACAGAUAAUUUCGGCGAUUCAAAUCGCCUACGACCCCUCCGCAGACCAAGCCCUCAAACGACAGGCCUUUGAAUAUGUCAAUCAACUGAGGCAAGAGCCUUCUGCAUGGCAGCCAUGUCUGUCCAUAUCAUUACAAGUCCCUCGUCAGCCCAUGGUCAUUCGAGUUUACUGCCUCGAGAUCGUCAACAAUGCAGUCCAAGGAGGCCUGGUGGAUCAACAAGGCCUGAAAACCAUCAAAAAUCAGCUCAUGACAUAUCUGCAAAAGUUCUAUGGGGCAGCAGGCCAGACAGACGUGCCAGAUCCUGGGACAAUCGUCAACAAGUUUGCCCAGACAGUGACAUUCCUAUUCUCAGUCUUUUAUGGCUCCGGCUGGGAGACUUGCUUUGACGAUUUGUUGGCUCUUACCACAACAGGAACCGGCUCAAAGGACAACUACCCGGGGCUAGUCUUCUAUCUAACAGUCCUCAAUGCUAUUCACGAUGAAAUUGGAGAUCAGCUGCUUUCCAGGUCUCGUGCUGAGCAGGACAGGGCAAAUACUUUGAAAGAUUUGAUUCGAGCCCGAGAUGUUCAAAAAAUCGCCCGGUCAUGGGAGGAGAUCUUGUCCCACUGGGGGACUACAAAUGAUGUCGUGGCCGAGCUGUGUCUGAAAGCCGUUGGGAAAUGGGUUAGCUGGAUCGAUAUCUCGUUCGUGGUGAAUCAGCCGAUGCUCGAGCUACUAUUUCAGCAGCUGGAACGGGCCCAAAAAGUCGAUCCUCGCAAAAGUGAGGAGCAAGCAAGAGAUGCAGCCAUUGAUGUAUUCACGGAGACGGUCGCAAAGAAGAUGCCAUCCGCGGACAAAGUGAACAUGAUCACCUUUCUAAAUCUCGAAACAGUGGUUUCACGUCUUGUGACCUGCCCACCUUUGAGCGACAGCAGAGCCUCAAAUUAUGAUGUCGACCUUGCUGAAACAGUUGCCAAAUUGGUCAACACCACAACCAUGGACAUCGUCAAAGUGCUGGAAACAGAGAAUCAAGGCUCGGAAACCUGGGCAAAGGCCGAACAGCUCCUGGCCUCGUUUCUACCACAUCUGCUUAGAUUCUUCUCCGACAUAUUCGACGAAGUCUGUUCGACGGUGCUCAAUGCCAUGAACGAUGUUCUCACAUUCCUAAGACGUGCUAGCCAGGGAGAGGCCGCCUCUGUCCAAAGAGCAGCAAUGCUCCUACCCAUUCUCAAGGCAAUAUUCAUCAAGAUGAGGUACGAUGACACUGCCGACUGGGGCCAGGAAGACGAGCAGACAGAUGAAGCAGAGUUCCAGGAGUUGAGAAAAAGAUUAGCAGCCUUGCAGUCAGCAAUUGCUGCCGCGGAUGAGCAGCUCUACAUUGAUGCAAUUUCGGCGCUGGUUCAUGACACAUUUCAGCGGCUACGAUCAGAAGGAUCCCAGCUCAACUGGCGAGAUCUAGAUCUUGCCUUGCAUGAAGUCUAUCUGAUGGGAGAUUUGGCUGUGAGGGGAGGAGGCUUGUACCAGAAGAACAAGCCAAACUCGCCGGUCGCAGAAAAGCUGGUCCGGAUGAUGCUGGAAAUGGUGCAGUCAAAUACAGGCUCCUUCGCACACCCUGCCAUACAGCUGCAGUACAUGGAAAUAAGCGUCAGAUACAACUCGUUCUUCGAGAAGCAUUCCGAGUACAUUCAGCCGGUUUUGCGAAACUUCCUCGAGCUCGCCCACCAUCCAAGCCUGAAAGUCAAGGCGCGAGCAUGGUAUCUCCUUCAACGCCUGGUGCGUCAACUUCGCGCUUUUGUGGGAAACGCGGCCGAAGCGGUCGUGCAGAGGCUCCAGGAUCUCCUGGUCAUACGAGCGGAAUUGCCGACCGAGGAAGACAAUGAUAUGUCUUCCAACGAUGAUUCAGCCGCUGACUCUACCUUCACCAGCCAGCUGUAUCUCUUUGAGGCUGUUGGUUGCAUCUGUGGUGCAGCCACAGUCCCUCCAGGCAAGCAAGUACAAUAUCUAUCUGCCGUCAUGCAGCCGCUCUUCGCCGAUAUCGAGCGUAACCUGGAACCGGCUAGAUCGGGCAAUGAACUUGCCAGCCUUCAAGUCCAUCAUGGUAUCAUGGCGCUGGGUACAAUUGCUCGAGGCUUCUCCGACUUCAAUCCCGGAAUUACGACUCAAGGGAGCGGAGUGGAGCCGUCGCCACAGGCGAAACAGGCAUUUGCACAAGUCGCCGAGGUGACUCUUGUCUCUCUGACAGCCCUCAACUCGUCCUUCCAGAUCAGAACCGCUGCAAGGUUCGCGUUUUCACGGCUGAUUGGGAUGGUCGGUACCCAAAUGAUGCAACAGUUGCCCCAAUGGGUCGACGGUUUAUUGACAGACUCUUCUACCAGAGACGAAAUGGCACUCUUCCUCCGACUUCUGGACCAGGUCAUUUUUGGCUUCAAGAACGACAUACAAGACUUUCUCGACCGGCUGUUCUCAGGACUGCUUCAAAGAGUCUUUGCUGGCAUAUCCGCAGCCACUUCAGGAACGGACGAUGAAAUAGAGUUGGCAGAGCUGAAGCGAGAGUAUCUUAACUUCCUAAUGGUCAUCCUCGGGAAUGACCUCAGCGCGAUUUUGGUCAGCGCCAGAAACCAACCGAUCUUUGAAUCAGUGAUCAGCUCCAUCGAGCAUCUCGCGAGAGAUGUGGAAGACUUUCCAACUGCGAAGAUGGCAUUUAUACUGCUUUCUAGGAUGUGCACAGUUUGGGGAGGGCCUGAUGUGGUUUCUGCAACUGGCCGGGUGAACGGCGAUAUCCCUGGCCCGCAGCCCGCCCUUCCGGGCUUUGAUCAAUUCAUGAUCACCCGGUUCUCGCCAUUGUGCUGGGCUUUGCCAACUAAUCCUUCGUUUAAUAGCAAGGAUGCACAGGCGCGACAAGCUCUUUCCGAGGCUGCUGGUCUUCAAAAAACUAUCUACACAAAAACAGGUCAGCAAUACCUGACUUGGUUGCAAGAAAAGGAGUUGAGAACAAUGGGCAUGAAUGAUACCCUGAUCAACGAGUAUUUGCAGAAAUUGGCUACCAUGGAACCGAAGGCGUUCAAAAUCUUUUUUGCGAAGUUUAUCGCACAAGGUGGCCAGAUGUGA
This is a messenger RNA of Cladophialophora psammophila CBS 110553, 3096 nucleotides long. RefSeq lists its product as uncharacterized. The record is from RefSeq and is a predicted model, not a curated record. The transcript has 3 exons. Gene Ontology annotation, molecular function: small GTPase binding; tRNA binding. Gene Ontology annotation, cellular component: nuclear pore; nuclear matrix; cytoplasm. Gene Ontology annotation, biological process: tRNA re-export from nucleus. NCBI's taxonomy places the organism in Eukaryota, Fungi, Ascomycota, Eurotiomycetes, Chaetothyriales, Herpotrichiellaceae. Bases 1 to 3096 code for a protein of 1031 amino acids.